AGCCCGCGCUUGCACGAUAGUACGUGCAGGGCAGCGCGAGGGAGUCCCGGUCCGUCACCGACGCGACUCGCGUCCCGCCUCCUCCGCUCCCGCCACCCCCGCCGCUCCGCGACCGCCUCGGUGCGAGGCCUCCGCCGGAGCGAGGCUGCUGGCUCCGGUCCUGUCUCUUUAAGUGGUGGGGCUUGCGGGCCGCCCCUGCCGCUACUGCCUAGGUGGCCCCGCGCGCCGCUUUUGAGGGGCGAGUCAAGAUGGCGGCGGCUUUGGCUCUGUGAGGAAGACGGAAGAGGCGGCGGAGUAGGGAAGGCGACUUCUAAGAAGAGCCAGGGGUUCUCGGGUGGCCAGGGGCGAACAGAAUCUCCCGGGAAGUGCUACCUCGUCGGCUUCGGAUGCUUUAAGCGGGAGGAGCGGAGCGGAGGCUCCGGCUGCAGCGACUGGGCCAGGUACAAGGAAGGAAAACAUGGCGGCGGCGGCCUGAGGAGGCGGCGGCGCGGGAAGCGGCUCUGCGGAGGUCAUGGCGGAGGCAGGAGCAGGGCUGUGAACCGAGUCGCACCUUGUUUGAACGGCGGCCCGGUAGGCCGCGCAGUGCUGCGCCUCCCUGUCGGGGCUGCUGGGCGGCCACGCUCGCCCGGCCUGGACAAUAGCGCCGAGGAGAGGGAGACGAGAGAAGGCGGCGGCCCAGGGCUCGGACCCGGGAGCGGGCCAUGCGAGCGGCGGCGCAGCUCGGCGGCGGCCAGCGGCGGCACUGAGGUCCCGGAGCUCCCCGUUUGCGGCCGCCCGCCGUUUCUGGACACCGUCCCUGGGCCACUCGGGCGGGGCCCCCGGCCGGCACGAUGACCGACACCCGACGGCGGGUGAAGGUCUACACGCUCAACGAGGACCGGCAAUGGGACGACCGGGGUACUGGCCAUGUGUCCUCCGGCUACGUGGAGAGGCUGAAGGGCAUGUCCCUGCUCGUCAGGGCAGAGAGCGACGGUUCUCUUCUUCUAGAGUCCAAAAUAAAUCCUAACACUGCAUACCAGAAGCAACAGGAUACUCUGAUUGUGUGGUCUGAAGCAGAAAAUUAUGACUUGGCCCUUAGCUUUCAAGAAAAAGCUGGAUGCGAUGAAAUUUGGGAAAAAAUAUGUCAGGUUCAAGGAAAGGACCCUUCAGUGGACAUCACUCAGGACCUGGUAGAUGAAUCUGAAGAGGAGCGAUUUGAUGAUAUGUCCUCACCGGGUUUAGAAUUGCCAUCGUGUGAAUUAAGUCGACUUGAGGAGAUUGCGGAGCUUGUGGCAUCAUCUUUACCUUCCCCCCUCCGACGUGAGAAACUCGCACUAGCACUGGAAAAUGAGGGUUAUAUUAAAAAGCUUUUAGAGCUUUUUCAUGUGUGUGAGGAUUUGGAAAACAUUGAAGGACUGCACCACUUAUAUGAGAUUAUCAAAGGGAUCUUCCUCUUGAAUCGAACUGCCCUUUUUGAAGUUAUGUUCUCUGAGGAAUGUAUAAUGGACGUCAUUGGAUGCUUAGAAUAUGACCCAACUUUAUCACAACCACGAAAACACAGGGAAUUUUUAACAAAAACAGCCAAGUUUAAAGAAGUAAUUCCCAUAUCAGAUCCUGAGCUGAAACAAAAAAUUCAUCAGACCUACAGAGUUCAGUAUAUACAAGAUAUGGUUCUCCCUACUCCUUCAGUCUUUGAAGAAAACAUGUUAUCAACACUUCACUCCUUUAUCUUUUUCAACAAGGUAGAAAUUGUUGGUAUGUUACAGGAAGAUGAAAAAUUUCUGACAGAUUUGUUUGCACAACUAACAGAUGAAGCAACAGAUGAGGAAAAAAGACAAGAAUUGGUUAACUUUUUAAAAGAAUUUUGUGCAUUUUCUCAAACGCUACAACCCCAAAACAGAGAUGCUUUUUUCAAGACUUUGUCAAAUAUGGGCAUAUUACCAGCUUUAGAAGUCAUCCUUGGCAUGGAUGAUACACAGGUGCGAAGUGCUGCUACUGAUAUAUUCUCAUACUUGGUUGAAUAUAAUCCAUCCAUGGUACGAGAGUUUGUCAUGCAGGAGGCACAACAGAAUGAUGAUGUAAGUAAGAAGUUAACAGAGCAAAAAAUAACCGGCAAGGAUAUUUUGCUCAUCAACCUCAUUAUAGAACAUAUGAUUUGUGAUACAGAUCCUGAGCUUGGAGGAGCAGUCCAACUUAUGGGCCUGCUUCGAACUUUAGUUGACCCAGAGAACAUGCUAGCCACUGCCAAUAAAACAGAAAAGACUGAAUUUCUGGGUUUCUUCUACAAGCACUGUAUGCAUGUUCUCACUGCUCCCUUACUAGCAAAUACAACAGAAGACAAGCCUAGUAAAGAUGACUUUCAAACUGCGCAGUUACUAGCACUGGUAUUGGAAUUGCUAACAUUUUGUGUGGAGCACCAUACCUACCACAUAAAGAACUAUAUUAUCAACAAGGACAUUCUUCGCAGAGUGCUAGUUCUUAUGGCCUCCAAGCAUGCUUUCUUGGCAUUAUGUGCCCUCCGUUUUAAGAGAAAAAUCAUUGGAUUAAAAGAUGAAUUUUAUAACCGCUACAUAAUGAAAAGUUUUUUAUUUGAACCUGUAGUCAAAGCAUUUCUCAACAACGGAUCUCGUUACAAUCUGAUGAACUCCGCCAUAAUAGAAAUGUUUGAAUUUAUUAGAGUGGAAGAUAUAAAAUCAUUAACUGCCCAUGUAAUUGAGAAUUAUUGGAAAGCAUUAGAAGAUGUAGAUUAUGUGCAGACUUUUAAAGGAUUAAAAUUGAGGUUUGAACAGCAAAGAGAAAGGCAAGACAACCCCAAACUUGAUAGCAUGCGGUCCAUCUUGAGGAAUCAUCGAUAUCGACGAGAUGCCAGAACACUAGAAGAUGAAGAAGAAAUGUGGUUCAACACAGAUGAAGAUGACAUGGAAGAUGGAGAAGCUGUAGUGUCUCCAUCUGACAAAACUAAGAAUGAUGACGAUAUUAUGGAUCCAAUAAGUAAAUUUAUGGAAAGGAAGAAAUUGAAAGAAAGUGAAGAGAAGGAGGUGCUUCUGAAAACUAAUCUUUCUGGACGACAGAGCCCAAGUUUCAAACUUUCCCUGUCCAGUGGGACAAAGACUAACCUCACCAGCCAGUCAUCCGCAACAAGCCUGCCUGGUUCUCCAGGAUCACCUGGGUCCCCAGGCUCUCCAGGCUCUCCUGGAUCCGUCCCUAAGAGUACAUCUCAGACGGCAGCUAUUACCACAAAGGGAGGACUCGUGGGUCUGGUAGAUUAUCCUGAUGAUGAUGAAGAUGAUGAUGAGGAUGAAGACAAGGAAGACACACUACCAGUGUCAAAGAAAGCAAAAUUUGAGUCCCAAUAAUAGCAACUGCCUGUGAUCAGUACCUGUUGACAAAACUGGUUCUUUACCCCUCCCCCCUACAAAAUCCACAUCAAAGUGCAGUGGUCUCUUGUGAAUGACUGACACAGAUCAGCACCACACUGGACUUCUGCUCAUCAAGUGCCAAUUCCAUGGAGCAGGAGGAGGGGGAUGCCGUGCAGUUAGGGGAAAGACAAGCCUGUGAGCUCUCCAGCUUGGACCACACAUUGCCCUUUUCUCAGGGAAGGAAAUGGAAAUUUAAAAGCCAACAGGGCAGGGGUUUUGUCAGUGGAACUCUGGAUUGACUGGUCAGUUGCUACAAUCAGAACCUGCUUUCUUGGACCAUGUUUGACACGUAGAAGAAUGGGUCUUUCUGCCAUAGUUCCUCACUAGUAAAGAAUGCCAGCAGUCUCUUUGUAUAAAGAGACCUGCCUUUAAAAUCGUACAUUCUGAACAUUUCAGUCAAGCUACAACAGGUUUGGAAAACCUUUGUGGGGGAGGGGCAAAAUAAAGUAUCCUCUUUUUCUUUUUUCUUUUUUCUUCUUCUUUUUUUUUUAAUCUGUUCCCUUUGCCCUUCAAACUGCAGAUUUUUUUUUUUUUUUCGAAGUGGGGAUUUGUCCCUACUUGAUUAAAGAUUGAGUGGAAUUCUAGAUGUGGUCAUUUGUGUCAUAAUUUUUCUUUUUGUUUCAGUUUGUUUCUGUUUUGUUUUUUCUCUCCCCCUGAGUGUAUGAUUAGCUGUUGAAUAUAUAUAUUUGGGACCAUUAAAACUUUUUUGAUGUAAUAUAGCCUAACGUGCUGGCACCUGCUUUACAUGUGUAAUUUGUGUUCUACAUCACAGUUCUUAAUUUGUUUAGAGUUUUAUGAAAGAUGGUAUAGUUUUUAUUGACAAAAGCAAAGUAAUCUUACAACUAUGUGCAUACAAAAGCAAUACUAUUUUGUGACUAAAUAUUUUAUAUUAAAAUUUGCAUCAGCAGCUGUCUUGAGAUUUCAGGGAAAUAGAGUGGAAUUUAAAACUUCAGCAGUUUUGUUAAACCUAGAAACAUGAAAUUAGUAUUCCAAAGAGAUUCAGAAAUUUCAUAUCUUGGAGAAAUGACGGUACAUUAAAUCAAAAUUGAGGAUGGAUGAUUUAAAAGUAAUACUUGACUUUUGAAUAAUAAAAAGAAAAGUGAAGAGUAAGAGAAAUUG
Arvicanthis niloticus (Nile rat) is the source of this 4517-nucleotide messenger RNA. The record is from RefSeq and is a predicted model, not a curated record. NCBI's taxonomy places the organism in Eukaryota, Metazoa, Chordata, Mammalia, Rodentia, Muridae.